GCGGGGCGGGGGCGGGGCUGCCUCCGCCUCCGCGGCGCUCCGAGACUGGCGGAGAGCGGCCGGCCCGGCCCGCGGCUCCAGCACAGCGAGAGCCGCCUCGGCCCGGCCCGCAGCCGGCCUGCCAGGCGCUGCCUACACCCGGUGAGAUCCCGGGCAUGGGGACCGGGGGCUGCUUGGAGCCAGCCUGGCGGGUUCCCUGGGGCUCGAGGUCAGAUGUUUCCAUCAGCCGGGAAGAAGAGUGGAGUUGGGACCUGCUAAGUGCUGAUCAGCUUGUGCCCCGGACCAUGGACUCAUUGAGAGCAUCCCAGGUGUGAAAAUGUCCAGCGGUAACCGGGAGUUAGUGAUUGACUUUGUUUCCUACAAGCUCUCGCAGAAGGGAUACAGCUGGAGUCAGCUCGAGGAGGAGGAUGAGAACAGGACUGACUUUGCAGGGGAGGAGGCCGAGCUGGACGGCGUCCUCAACGGGAGCCCCUCCUGGCACCCCCCGGGCAGCCACGUAGUGAACGGAGCCGCCGUGCACCGGAGCAGCCUCCAGGUCCACGAGAUGGUCGGAGCGGCCGCCGUGAGGCAGGCGCUGAGGGAGGCGGGGGAUGAGUUUGAGUUGAGGUACCGGCGGGCGUUCAGCGACCUCACCUCCCAGCUCCACAUCACCCCCGGCACGGCCUACCAGAGCUUUGAGCAGGUGGUGAACGAACUGUUCCGCGACGGAGUGAACUGGGGCCGCAUCGUGGCUUUCUUCUCCUUCGGAGGGGCUUUGUGUGUGGAGAGCGUUGACAAGGAGAUGCGGGUACUGGUGGGACGCAUUGUCUCUUGGAUGACCACGUACUUGACCGACCACCUAGACCCCUGGAUCCAGGAGAAUGGCGGAUGGGAGCGCUUUGUGGACCUCUACGGGAACGAUGCUGCUGCCAAGGUGAGGAAGGGUCAGGAGACCUUCAACAAGUGGCUCCUGACCGGGGCGACGGUGGCCGGGGUGCUCCUGCUGGGAUCCCUCCUGAGCCGCAAGUGAGCGGCGCCGGCCGCGCCCGCUCCGCCUCCGACACUCCGCUGCCGAGCACCAGCGCGGGCCCCGGGACGGCUCCCGCCCGCCCCCCGGAGCUCUCUCCCCAUCGUGCCGCCAGCUCCUUUCCUCGUAGCCCCCUCUUAUUUACCGUUCCGUUGUGUUUUAAAGGCGCCGAGGCCGCUGCAGCACUUGAGCCCCCAGCUCCCGGCGCUGGGGAGGUCCGGGCAGCCGGCGCUGGGGAGGGAGGGGGGUGGGACUGGCUCCGCGGCGUCCCAGCCCCACAGGGUCCUCUAGAUCACUUGGAAGAGAAUAAACAGAGUUAUUUUUGCGUGUGUGAGUGCGUGGGUGUGUGUAGAUGUGUCACUAAUAUAAGGUUCCCCAGCCAGAGCGAGGGUCCAGGCUCUGUACCCCCCGUCUCUGGCACACUCAGGCCCCAAAGGGGCAAAGCUGCCCGAGGGGAGGGGGCUCCCCGCAGCUUCACCCCUCCUCCCCCCACCCCUGAGCACGGGGGAAACCAAGGAAAGGGGCAGAAGCCGGAGGCAACGAGCUGUGCUGUGGUGUCAGCACCCUCUCCCCCAGGCUGUCAGCUGCUGGGAGCCUCAGGAUCACCAUCAGGUGCAGGCCUGUGCCCCUUAAAGAAAUCCUCCUCUUCCUCCACCUGAAUGUAGUUUGCCCUGGGGCAGCACGUCCCUCCCCACAUCCCUCCUCACUUCUGCUCCUCCCUCCGGGACCGGGGCUCGGGCCAGGGCAGGACCCCAGAGCCGGGAAGGGGUGGAAGGGGCAGAGCCCUGGCAGCAGCCCCCCACCCCCCGAUCCGUGAGUCCAGUGGGGAGCCCGGGGGUGGGAGUGAGGGUCGGCACCAGCUGAGAUCCGUCCUCACUGCCGAGAAGCCUCGUGGGGGGCGCUGACCCCCCCCCCCCCCGCCUGCGCAGGCACAUCCCUGUCCCGUGGCGUGGCUGUGACGGGUGUGUGCGGUGCCAGAGGUGCCCGGAUUCCCCUUCCGUGUCCUCGAACGGCUCCUGCUGUCACCGGGACGGGGCACCUCUGGGCUCCUGAGCUGAAAUUAGCUUCCAGAAAUAGCUCCCUUGUCCUUCAGAGCCCAGCACGGGCAGCCCCAGGCUGGGGCUCGCUGACCCCGCUCUGCUGUACAUAUCCGAGUAGUUUUUAAUUCUUUUGUGAAUACUCUUUAAUGCUAUUUUUGUUAUCUUGUCUGUCUGUAUUUAUGUGUGGGGCCGUGCUCCCUGCAGAGGCCACGGUGGGAUGGGGUCGGGGGGAGGGCACCAGAGGCUCCUCCCGCAGGGAACGGGACCAUUAGCAAUUAUCCCAUUGAGCGCUUCGGUUUGGCAGGUGGAGGUGAGUCCACUAAUAAAGUCUUUGUCCUGGAA
Messenger RNA from Colius striatus (speckled mousebird), 2388 nucleotides. It is a transcript of the gene BCL2L1, whose product is annotated as BCL2 like 1. Gene Ontology annotation, molecular function: protein heterodimerization activity; protein homodimerization activity. Gene Ontology annotation, biological process: negative regulation of intrinsic apoptotic signaling pathway; extrinsic apoptotic signaling pathway in absence of ligand; intrinsic apoptotic signaling pathway in response to DNA damage. Gene Ontology annotation, cellular component: mitochondrial outer membrane. The record is from RefSeq and is a predicted model, not a curated record. The coding region runs from base 317 to 1009 and encodes 230 amino acids. NCBI's taxonomy places the organism in Eukaryota, Metazoa, Chordata, Aves, Coliiformes, Coliidae. The transcript has 3 exons.